Molecule: messenger RNA, 4212 nt
Organism: Monomorium pharaonis (pharaoh ant)
Lineage: Eukaryota; Metazoa; Arthropoda; Insecta; Hymenoptera; Formicidae
Product: putative gustatory receptor 2a
Exons: 7
Coding region: 3100-4161 (353 amino acids)
Biological process (GO): sensory perception of taste
Cellular component (GO): axon; dendrite; neuronal cell body
Source: RefSeq, a predicted model, not a curated record
ACAAUAGUAACCUUAUAAACGCAAUUAUAAUAUGAACAAUUUGUGAACAAUUUUUUCUCUUUAUUAUCUAAAUGAAAAAUUGUCUUGCGUGAUGUGAUAGUCAUAAAAGCUUUUUGUGGGUGAAAGGGUGAAGAUAGGUUUAGAUUAGGAAUGAACAGAUACAGUUUUAUGCGGGCUGUGUAACGGGUUACAAGUGUUUGCGCAUUAUAGUACGAAAUAUUUUUUUCAACCGGUGCAUUAGAUGCUUAAAAUACAAUAUUUUUUCAAGUAGAAAAUAAAAUACGUAAUUUUUUACAAAAAUAUUUGUGAGAAAUAAAAUUUAUUUUCAAAGACAUGCGUACAUUAAAAAGAGGCAUUUUAAAACGGCGCGUGCCGCAACAGUAUCCUAAUAAAACCUGUGCUGAACGCAUAAAACCAUUUUUAUUACUGUUCAAAUUGUGUGGAUUAUUUGCUAAUGAUAUCAACGCGGGUCGAUUAAAGAGUUGUUCAUGACGUACUUACGGUAUUUGUGUUUUUUGGAUAGGUCUCUUCUUCUCGUACAUGUGCUGUUUGUUUAUCUAUUUUGUGACCUUAAGUUAUAUUCCAUUAAAAGUAUCGAUACAUUUCGUGAAACAUUUGAUAGGAUACGUAAGUCUCAGUGCUAAUGUCAUUGUUGCUUACUCUUCACAAAAACACUUUAUCAAGUUUUUUGACCGACUGGAUAGUUAUGAUCACGAAGCUGCACGAAUGAAAAUAAGAAGGAGAGAUAAAUUAUGGAUACCCUGGAUUAUUGCAUUUUUAAUGGCUCUCGUUAGUCUGUGGCUUAUAAUUACGAUAAUGUAUAUAACGAAAGUGGACGACGCAUUCCUUUCAUCACUGUCAGACAUUUAUACAAUGAUUAUACAUAUGUGUGAUUUUCUAGAAAAGUUUCUUUUGCUAUACCUUGUACUGGAACGUUUGAAACAUUUGAACGAGAAGAUUGCGCCGAAUGUGUCGUGGGACGAAGAGCGACGCGAACCAAAUGCAAUAAGAAUAUCGGAUAUUAAAGUUAUGCACUUAAUGCUUUAUGAUGCUCACGUAGCCUUCAAUAAUGUUUACAGAAAUUCAUUAUUUCUAUCGUUCGGAUCUCUCAUGAUGCGCGUUGUUGCGAACCUGAGUAUAUUUCGAAAAGAAAACGCACUGAUAGCCAGCUCUUUCGUCGGUCCUCCAAUUAUGCUAAUGCUACUUAUAUGUAUAAUUUGUCAUCGCACAAUGGAAGAGGCAAAUAACAUCGUGUGUGUUUUAAACAAAACUAUGAUCACUCUUGUUAAUUCGGGAAAAACGAUGGUAAUGAUCUAAUAAAUGUGAUUAUCUUAGAAUAAAAAAUUGUGUGUAUAUAUAAUUUUGAUUCGUUUUUUCCUAAUUUUAGGCCAAAAUUAGCACUUUGACGUAUUUCUUACACAAUUGCGUAUCUUUCGAUGCGGCAGGAUUUUUUAGAAUCAACUUACCAUUAUUUCAUUCUGUAAGUGUAAUCCCUUAUUUUGAAUUAAUUAAAUUAAUUAAUUAUUAAAAGAAGGUCACCAAUAUUGGCAUAUCACUUUGUUUCUGUUCUAAGAAUUAAUAAUAUUUUUUAACCCUAAGCUAGAAGCAAAAUUUAAAAAAUUAGAGAAUAAUAAAUGUGAACUAAAAAGUGUUAUCUAGCAAUUUUUCUAAUACUGUUUCAUAUUUUGUAAUAAUUAAUAUUUUUACAACAUAAUCUAAAAUACAUAUUUAAGAAAUUGAGCCUCAAAAUUGGCAUAGUAGAAUAUUUCUUUUUUUGUAACAAAAAUUAUUUAUACAAAACAUUUAUAAAUUAAUUAAUAUUCACAAAUUUAUUUAUAAAUUAAUAUAUAAGAUUUGUAGAAACCUUUUACUUCGACAUACAAUUUUUUUUGUCAAUUUUUUGUCAAUUAUACGAAUAAUCUUUUUCGCAUAACGCCACAUAUAUCGUGCUCGAAUAUAUACAUAUAAAGAUCAGAUUAGGAUAGACUUAUUUCUAGUAGAUUUUAUGUAGAAGACAGUCAUGAAUAUACGUAUACAUAAGUUUUUAUCUUUUUCUUAUUUUCCAAAGAAAUCACGUUUUUAUCAGUAUUAAUACAGUUCAGUUUCCGAGAAAUAAAAGGGUGCUUUUUUAAAAGAUCUAUACUAAUAUUAGCAACUUUCUCUACUUUUAUUAUUUUUAAUUAAAAAAAAAUUUCGUUUUAAAUUUUCUAAAUUUUAAAAGUUAUUAAAUUAAGAUAAUCUAUAGAGCAAAUAAUUAUAUAAAAGAAACUUGUUAAAUUUUUACUACUUUUUUAUAUGCUGUUUUCAGAUUGUUGCAGCAAUAACUACUUAUUUCAUAAUACUCGUAUAAUUUCUUAAAUGCUUGUAUACGUAUCUGCACAUUUUUAUAAAAUAAACAAAAUUGAUAUUUUUUAAUAAAAAGUUAUCAUGUUAAUACAUGUGACAAAUGUGGAAAUGUGCGUAAUAUGUUUAAUCAUUAGUUUGCACUACGAUAACCGACAACUUGAUGAAUCGAACAACACCGAUAUCUCGAUGUUACUGCGAAUAAACUUAAUGUAUGUUCAUAUAACAAAAUCACAAUUUUUUUAUCGAUAUUAACACGAACGUCGUAUAAUUCGACAUGGAACCGAAAUCAUGAUACGUGAUACAUAUUUUUAGGUAAACUGGCGUUGUCAUUUCAUAUUAAUUAAUGUGUCGCAAAUAAAUAUGCACGUUAUAUAUGCGUUAUUCAACGAUUAACACGAUUGUGUCAAUGCUUUGUCAUGAUUUUCUAAUCUUCGUUUUUUAUCAGACUGAUUGCAUCGAAAAAUAUGCAUACACUUAUCAGUAACUAUAUCGACAAUGUCGGCAAAAUGAGAUUUGAAAGAGUAAAAAGAAAUAAAAGAGUCGAUAAUAUCUACAUAAAAUUUACAUAAAACUCAGUCGCAUGAUGUGAUUGCAAUCGUUUGGUUAUACAAAUCAACUAACUUUACUUAAUAAUUUAUUUUAAAAUACUUUCUUACAGUAAAGAUAUUUCUUCUAAUAAAAGUAAAUUUACACAAAGCAGUUAUUUUGUGAACAGAAAUUUUCUUUUUAAUCGCGAUAAAAUCGAUUAAAAAAAUGCCUUUCCGAAAUCUCAAGCUCUUAAUAAUACUCAACAAAGUAUUGGGUAUAUGUUCAUGCAAAUUGGUGAAUGGUCGAUUGAAACCAAGCAGUACGUGGAGCUGUUGUGUCUGUAUGCUAUGGGUCUUGUUUCAUUGCUCGUACAUGGCUACGUAUUAUUACAUGAAGUAUAAUGCAUUGCCUACUGAAAAAGUUAAAACGGAUUUCAUACUUACGAUUCUACGGUUUAGUAUAUAUUUCAUCUCGUUACUCCCUUACAAUUUCAUAGCAGCCUUUUGGAGCCAAGAUAUCGUUAAGAUGUCCGACAAACUUUUAACAUAUGAUGAACGGGUAAUAGCAUUAGGUCAUCAAAGAAAGGACAAACACAUAUUCGUGUAUCUAUACUUCAUGUAUACGCUCGUCACAUUAAGUUGGAAAUCGUAUUACACAAUCCGUGAUGGUAUAUCGGAAGGAAUGGUGGGGAUAAUAACUAUACUACAAAAUAUAGUUCUUACCAUCGUUGGCACUUAUUGUGUCUUAGUGACGUGUAUAUUUCUGGAUCUAAUACGACAACGUUUCCGUCACCUGAACGAGACGAUAGUUCCUCAUGUGUCACAGUUACCAGUAACCGGCUCGCAGAGUGAAAUCACGGUUUACGACGUGCGCUAUUUGCACGGCGUGCUUCUCGAUAGCGCCGAACUGAUAAACACACUAUAUGGAAUAGGCACCCUGCUCACCUUCAUGUCUAUUUUGCUGGAACUUGUUACGGCAAUAUACAACAUCAUAAAGGAUAUGCAGGAAGAUGAAAUUGUAACGAUGUUAGACUUGUUGUUCCAAACCAUUUACUUAUUCGCAAUGUACCACUUUACGACCUAUGAGGCAAAUCGUGUUGAAGAAAGUGUAAUAAAAUACGGUUUAUCAUUUUCGAAUAAAAAAUGCCGUAUGGAUAAAAUUGAGAUGAUGCUAUAUUUUUAUCAUAGAAGAUAUUCUUUCACGGCUGCGGAAUUUUUUCCACUGGAUGUAACGAUAUUCCUUCCGAUCGCUACUGCAGUAAUAACAUACUUGACUCUAAUAGUAUAAAUAAAAUGUAACAAGAAUUUAAAGAAACAAGUAGUGUUAAAAAUAAAAUAU